Molecule: messenger RNA, 672 nt
Organism: Alternaria arborescens
Lineage: Eukaryota; Fungi; Ascomycota; Dothideomycetes; Pleosporales; Pleosporaceae
Exons: 2
Coding region: 1-672 (223 amino acids)
Cellular component (GO): cell wall
Molecular function (GO): manganese ion binding
Source: RefSeq, a predicted model, not a curated record
AUGUCUGAUCCCAACGCCCAGCUCGUCAACGAUCUCUUGUCCGCUCCGACGGCCAUCAAGCGCUUCCAGCGGCUACUCGUCCAGGGGGGUAGUCUUGUGACGGGUGAGGCUCUGCGCAAGCUGAUCGUCUUCGACUUCAACGGCGCUCAGCCCGCGAAUGGCGCGCUGGGUGGUGCAGCCAAGUCGGCCACCGUAGAGACGUUUCCCUUGGUCACUGAUCUCGGCAUAGGCAUGACGCUUCUCUUCCUCGAGCCCUGCGGGAUCAACACGCCGCACAUCCACCCGAGGGCGACUGAGUUUCUGCUUCUGGUCGAAGGGUCCGGCCUCCGAUUCGGAAGCUUCCUCGAGAAUGGCCUGGUUUCACUGGGGCAGAACCAGGAGGUCGCCGGCACGCUGGACAGGUAUCAGGCUACGGCCUUCCCGUCGGGCAGCUUGCACUACCAGUUCAAUAACGGGUGUCAGAAGGCGGUCCUUGUGGCGGGCUUCAACUCAGACGAUCCAGGUACAAGCUCGGCAGCGCAGGGCUUCUUCAGCCUCAAUCCAGAGGUGGUCAACGCCACGCUCGGCCCCGCUGUGUCUUUCGCUGGCGGCAGGCCAGAGGAGCUGCCAAAGCUGAUUCCCGAAAGCCUUGCGCAGGACGUGCGCAGCUGCUUGGCCAGGUGCAGGGGGUAG